AUGGCUCAGUGGAACUGUACAAGACUCGCCUUGUUGCCAAGGGAUUCCAUUAGCAGCAAGGCAUCGAUUACAGUGAAACCUUCAGCCCUGGCAUCAAGCCAGCUACUAUACGCACGGUUCUGUGUCUUGCUGUCUCUCGGAGUUGACCUCUUCGUCAGCUUGAUGUCAAGAACGCUUUCCUCAAUGGAUAUCUCCAAGAAGAUGUGUACAUGUCACACCCACCUGAGUUUGGUUGAUCCCUCUCAUCCCUCUUAUGUUUGCAAGCUCCAUAAAGCACUCUAUGGUCUCAAACAAGCUCCUCGUGUCUGGUUUCACUGCAUGAGCUCCUUUCUGUCAACAGUUGGUUUCCGUAUUAGUAAGGCUGAUUCUUCUUUGUUCAUCUAUCAACAUGGCUCAGAUAUCAUAUAUUUCUUACUAUAUGUUGAUGAUAUUGUGGUUACGGGCAGUAAUGAUCGGAUUCUACGGUGCUUCAUUAAUGCCUUAGGUCGUGAGUUUGAUAUCAGGGAUCUUGGUCCUCUGCAUUACUUUCUAGGUUUACAGGUCACAUCUCAUUCCAACGGAAUUCACCUAAAUCAAGUCAAGUAUGCACAUGACAUCCUAGUCAAACAUGAUCUGUUACUCAGCAAACCCGUUAGCACACCCAUGUUGACAAAGUCUCUUCUGAGCACCAAUGAUGGGGUUUUACUUGACAAUCCCACUACGUUUUGCGAGAUGGUUGGCUCCUUACAAUAUCUCACCAUUACUCGCCUUGACAUAGCCUUUGCAGUCAAUUCAGUGUCUCAAUAUAUGAGCAAGCCCCAUGUUCCACAUCUUAUUGCUGCCAAAUGGAUCCUUCGUUACAUCAAAGGAACACUAGAUCAUGGUCUGUCUUUCUGUCCUCAACUCCAGCCUGUUCAUCUCUCAGCCUAUUCGGAUGCAAAUUGGGCUGGUUGUCCGGACUCCCGUUGCUCCACCUCAGGCUACCUCAUCUAUCUUGGCAGCAACUUAAUCUCAUGGUGCUCCAAAAAGCAGCCUACCAUUGCUCGUUCGAGUGCGGAAUCUGAAUAUCACUCCCUCGCUCAUGCCAGUGCCGAAACCACCUAG
Rosa chinensis is the source of this 1083-nucleotide messenger RNA. RefSeq lists its product as uncharacterized. The transcript has a single exon. Lineage: Eukaryota; Viridiplantae; Streptophyta; Magnoliopsida; Rosales; Rosaceae. The record is from RefSeq and is a predicted model, not a curated record. Bases 1 to 1083 code for a protein of 360 amino acids.